Messenger RNA from Drosophila eugracilis, 1077 nucleotides. Its product is annotated as cell wall protein DAN4. The transcript has a single exon. The record is from RefSeq and is a predicted model, not a curated record. Lineage: Eukaryota; Metazoa; Arthropoda; Insecta; Diptera; Drosophilidae. Bases 26 to 1012 code for a protein of 328 amino acids.
GACCAACGUAGAAUCUCUCUUCAAAAUGCUGAUUAAGACCUUAGGAUUGGUCUUCCUGCUGAUUGGUCAGGCCUGGGGUCAGUCCAUAAGUUUUCCUGUUUACACCGUUGGAAGUAUUCUCUCGGCUCUAGCUGGUGGAGGAGGAGGCGGAGGAGGAGGAGGAGGUGGAGGAGGUGGCGGUGGAGGAGGAGGUGGCAGUUCUACUUCUUCGAAUAAUAAUAACAACAAUAACAACAAUGCUCAAGCUGAAUACGAAGCCUACCUGAGUCAGUACUAUAGCAGCCAGUUGCAGCAAUACUACGAGGCUCAGGCAGCUUAUCAAGCAUAUUUAUAUAGUCUUUACGGUCCCAAUGGACUCUUGUCGUCUACGAACACGGCGUCUACGACAACAGCAGCUCCCGUUACUACUACUACCGCAGCUACCUCCACAACAACUACAGCAGCGACAACAACUACCGUGUCGACAUCAAAUGCGAUCCCUGACACAUCAACCACCUCAACAACUACACCAGCAACUACAGCAGCAACAACAUCUACCGUGUCCACAUCCAAUGCGAUCCCUGACACAUCAACCACCUCAACAACUACACCAGCAACUACAGCAGCAACAACAUCUACCGUGUCCACAUCAAAUGCGAUCCCUGACACAUCAACCACCUCAACAACUACACCAGCAACUACAGCAGACACAACAACCACCACAACAACCACCACAACAACUACACCAGCAACUACAUUGUCCACGUCUACUGCAAUUCCUACAUCAACCGGUCCUAUAACUACCUCUAAUGCCGUCAGACGGUUCGUAAAUACCACGCCCCUUCCAUAUCCCUAUGAGUCCGGCCAAUUCAUCAAUCCUUACGAUCUACACCGCAUCCGUACCAGUCAGAAUGGUGUCAGUAGCUCCGCAGUGGCUUCAUCUGCAGCUCAGUCUGUGCCAGUGUAUAUCCCAUACGACAUUUACCACAGGGCACAACCGGCUCCUUACUUCGUUUACGGAGGAAAGAAAUGAAAGUUCAAUGGCAUGCAAAAACUUUGGAGUGUUUAAGAUAUAAGACGAUUAAUUUAUUCAAUAAA